GUUUUUGUUCGCUCUUUUAAGUUUUAAGUCGUCUGUUCUCAUUUAAAAAUAAAAUGAUUGUAGCUUAGUGAUUCCAUUUGUUACAAUGUAUUAGACUUUUUAAAUAAUAUUAGAUUUAAAUAAUAUUAAACGAAGUUUUUAACAAAAACAAUGUCGUUCAAAUGUUUUUGUUGGAGUUUAUCUUUUGUUUUCCUAACUAUCACUAUGGUGUUUUCUCAUGAAGGUAAUUAAUUAUGUUCCUACCUAUUAUAUCAUAUACUUAUUAUCAGCAUCAUACAUAUUAAUAAUUUUAUUUAUAUAAUCAAUUAAUAUUCAUUGAUUGUCAACAUUUAUGUAAAGGUGUUUUAUAAUAUACUAUUUAAUUAACUACUCAAAAUUAAAGUUUUUAGUUAUAUAAUAGUAUUUAAACCACUUUUCUGUGUUUAUUACUAUACAAAUUAAAAUAUUUGUUACUAUUUUAUUUAGAGGUUAUAGUAAUUAGGACUUUCAUUUUAUAGUAUUAUAAUACCUACAUUAAACGGUUGGGUAUCUAAUUAAUUAAUAUUCUAGUCUCGUGGUGCUGCUAAGUGUUCCCAUAAACUUGAAUUUUUUGUCAUUUCCUUAUGAAUUGUAUUAUCUCACUUCCUAAAUGUAGGUACUCUUUAUACAUUUCAAUUGUAAAAAUUAAAUUAAAUAUAACACACAUUUUAAAUGCCUCACACUAUGUACAAUAUGUUUACAUUUACCCUGUUACUCGCCAAUUUUUACUAAUAAAAUACAGGAGAAGAAAUUGUUUUCAAUUUAUAAAUAAAAACACAGUACUGCAUUGUACAGAGUUAAAUUAAACUAAUUUAACACCUCAUAAUCUCAACAAAAAUUAUUUUAUUUUUAAAGCACCUAUUUUGAUAAAGUAUCUAAUUUAAUUAAGAUGAUGUUACAGAAUAUUUUUAUAAAAUAUCUUCACAAGAAGAUCAUUUAGAAAUGAAUAUAAUAACACUUUCAAAUUCACGAAAAAAAAGAGAAGUUCUUCCUUCUACAACUGAUACAACCAGUACAACUCCUCAAUAUAAAAAUUCAUCUAUCCAAACAAUUGUGGAUAAAAACAAUGGAACAAAAACAACAAAAGGUAUCUGAUAAUAAUGAAUAAUUGAAGUGUUGAAAUUUAAGUUAAUUUAUGUGAACUUAUAUGAAACUUAUAUAUGAAUUUAUAUUAUUUAUAAGGGAUAUUUUUUAAUUUAUUUUGAGUUCAUAAAUAAGAUUUACAUACCUACCUAUUAUAUAUAAAAUAAAGUUUGAUUUAUAUUGGCUUUUUAUAAAAAUACUAUUCAUUUUCUACAUCACAAAAUUCAGCCCCUAUAAAGAGUGAUUAGCAGAUUUUGGUAUUUUUGGAACAAAAAUUGAAAUUUUUUGAUAAUUAAUGGGUUACUUCAGAGAGUAAAUCACUAACGAAAAUCAUUGUACAAAUGUUUUGUCAUCAUAGAAUCUUUGGCAAUCUUACAGGAAAUUGUAUUGAAAUUUUAGUAAUCAUUGUGAAAAUCUUGGCAUUCUGAAAUUCUGGUAUACACAGUAUUGAUCAAUGAUUUAUUCUCUGGAUUACCUUGUCAAAGCAAAUGAAAAUUAUUUUAUUACAGUUGUUUUUUAUUUAAUUUGAUUGACAAGGAAGUAAUCUUUUUAAAAAAUAAAAUACUAAGUAACAACAAUUAACUUUGAUAGGAAUAAAGGGAAUCCCGGGAAAAACCAUGUAAUUCAAGUAGUUAUUAAUCCAAAAAUUUGUUUAAUUAUCAUUAUUUAUUUAUUAAAACACAUUUCAAUAUUUAAAUCUGCAACAAAAAUUGAGUACAUUUGUGCAUUUCUACCUAAAUCAAUUGAUUACUAUUAUUAGAUAUUUUAAUCUAUUUAAAUAUUUGAAUUUUUUUUGUUUAGUACCAAGCUUAUCAAACACAUCAUUUGUUAUGAAAGAUGUUGAAAAGAUUUUUGGAAGUAAUAUAACUUCAGUGAAUAAUGAACCUCCUGUUCAAGGCAAUUCUGGUAAUAUAAGUUAUAUUGGUAUGUAUGAAGUUGUUGUAAUAGUUAAGUAAUUAUGUUAAUUUAACAUGUAUACAUUUUUUAGCUACACCUCAACCAAUUAAUUUAGAUUUUCCUUCAUCAAUUACCAACGAAACACUUGAAAAUAACAAUAUAACAAAAACUAAAAAUGUAAGUUUAGUUCAAUGUAUCUAUACUUAUUAAUUUACUAUUAUAGUUUUUAAAAGAAUUUGUUAUUUAAAUUAUUCUAAAUUGAUCUAAUAUGAGAAUUAUCUACACAAAUUAAUACCGAAAUUGUGCACAUAUUAAAUGUAAUAAAUUUUAAGUGUCUACACCAUUGGCGUAUCUGGAGCUUAAUCAAAGAUGGGGCGUUUUAAAAAUUGUAAUACAUCACAAAAUAUCACAAGGGGUUUCCUUGUCCCAAAGAAAAAGAAACAGUUAUCAGUUUUUUUUUUUAUAAUUAUUCAUCUUCUUGGCAAUUAAAAAAAUAAUUUGUGUAUAAACUAUAAUUAAUAACAUACAAAAAAUAAAUGCUUUCCUAGGAUAAUGGGGAUGAGUGUAGUCACUGUUGUAUGUUGGAAGUUGAGAAGGUAAGAUGCAAAAGGGAAUUUAAUGUAUAUCUGUAAGUAACAAUAAACCAUUGCUAACGAUUCUGAGCAGAGUUCUAUUGAUAGUGAUGCUUUGUCCACAAUAUAUAUGUCAUAUUAUGGUAAAAUAAUUAAAUAAGCAUUAUAUAUUUUUUUUAAUAAUAUUUAUUUAAUAUUGAUCCGAUUUUAAUGGUUUCCCCAUGUUUUCUUGAUUUUUCACAUUUUCUGGGAAAACUCUAGGGAAAAUCAAAAAAAUGGCAAUAACCUCUCUAAAGUACUUGUCCAGUCAGAUUUCCUUUUAGAAAAAGUAUUAUCAUUGUUAAUCGGAGCAAAAUUGCUAAUAGAAAAGUUGUCCACAGAAAAUAAAUAAACUUAAUACUUUACUAAUAUAUACUUGUAUAUAUAAUAUAAUAAUAUAUUAAUAUUUCAUAUAUUUUCUCGGUUAUUUUCCUUUUUCACUUUUGAUGAGAAAAUUUCUGAAAAAUCAAAAAAUGACCUCUCUAAAGUACCACCCUAUGAAAAUUUUAUUUCAGAAAAAGGUCUACAUCAGAGCAAGAUUUCUGGUAAAAUUUUUAUACACUGUAUAAAAAAAAAAGAAAAAAUAAACAUCUUUGCUAUAUUCAGAAUCUAAAAAUAAUAGUGUAUUAAUAAUAUAGAUGUAACAAUCAAAAUCCGAAAUUGGGGAAAAUUUCAGAAAUGUAAAAAUUGAAGUUUAUAGACAUUGUAGUUUUGUCCAAAUUAUGUAGGUCACUACUGUAUAGAUUUUUCCGGAAAAAAUCUGAAAUAUGAUGCUUUGACCACCGUGUAUUGUGGCUAUUUCAUAUUUUGCCUGGGCUUUUUUGAGAUUUACAUGAUUUUGGCCUUUACCCGUAAUGGCCAUAAUAAUAUACAUAAUAUAUAUUCAUAUCGAACAAUUAUACACAAAAAUAUUUACAUAAUUUUAAAGUGAUAUUAAUCUUUUUUCUCCUACAAAUUAUUCUAUGAUGACUACUGUUUGGACAUCCACAUUGAUAUCCUUAUAUAUGUUUUGGACAAAACAUUGCUCAAUUAUCACCUAUAGCCAUGAUUGAAAAAUCACAACUAAAAAAGUCCAAGGACGAGGCAAUCCACCCAUCGCCCCCAUUAUAUACGCCACUAAUUUACACUCAAUAUUUUGAAAAAUUACUUUUUUGAAAUUUGUAUUUUUGUUAAAAUUAAUCUCAAACUUAAUAUAUUACAUAAUAUAUAUACAAAAUUUUAAUAUAGGUUACCAUUUGAGAAAACUAAAUGUUGGUUAUAGUUUUACUCCCAAAAAUAGUGACUGCAAAAAUUAAUGGCAAUGUUCUAAAAUGUUUUUUAGAGCCGCUGGAUUCUACACUGUUAUAAUAGUCAAAUUCCAAAAUAAGUCAAUAUUUUCUGAAAAAUUUAGUGUAGUCACUUGAAUUAAUCACCAUGUAUAUAUCAUAAUUAAAAAAUUUACAUGUGAUAAAAGUUUUAUUAUUUAUUUAGAUAUUGCAUUAAAAUUGAUUAUCAGAGUAUUGAAUUUGGCUUGUUUGUACUAUAUUUUAAUUAUGUAGUAUUUUUGGAUUUUAAGAAUCAUUAUCUUUUAUAGUUUUACCUUAAGCAUACCCAUUUUAUAGUAACUAAAUGAUAUCUACAUUUUGGAGAAAAUAUUAUUAAUUUGAUUAUUUUAUAUAAUUUUUAGGAUUCUCAUAUAUAUUACAACAGUUCAACAAUAAAUAAUAAAAGUUUGUUUAAUAAUUAUUGGAUUGACUUAGAAAAUCACCCUAAUAGUAGCGUACACGAAAUGUUAUCAGAUUCUCAUCGUAGAGCAGCGGUAAGUUAACAAUAUACUUCCAGAUUAAUCAUUAAAUCAAUUAUUAUAACUAAAAUAAAAAUGAACUUAUUUUCAGACUAUAAACUUAAAGUUUCAAUUUCCAUUUUAUGGUCAUCUUAUAAACUCUACUACUGUUGCUACUGGAGGUUUUUUGUAUCUAGGAGAUUACAUUCAUUCUUGGUUGGCAGCCACUCAAUAUAUAGCACCAUUAAUGGCUAAUUUUGAUUUUAGUACAUCAAAUGAAUCAAAUAUUUAUUAUAUGGAUAAUGAAACAGCUUUAACAGUCACUUGGCAUAAUGCUAUUUUACAAGACAAACCUAAAGUUGGAGGAUUUACUUUUCAAACAACAUUGCAUUCAAAUGGAAACAUUGUAUUUGCUUAUAAACGUUUACCAAUUCAAAUCAAAGAAAUUGAUUCUACUAAUCAUCCUGUGAAAAUUGGAUUAUCUGAUGCUUAUGUACUGGACAAAACAAUAUUCUGUAAGUAAAAUUGUGUUAUUUUUGGCAAUGAAAAUGCUCAGUUAUUUUCAUGCAGUCCUUUAAGAUUUCCAAAAUUUCUCUUGGUGAUACCUAAUUUGAACCUCUAUCAAUAUUUUAAACAGUUCAUCCCUUAGAUCAGUAGUUCUCAACCAAGGUGACAUGGACCUGUAUAGUAGUGACAUAAAAUCCUCAGGGAAAAUAAAAUAAGAUAAUUAACAGUUAAAAUUGUUUAAAUAUUCAAUGCAUUAUACAUAUUUUGAUGGUAGGGCGACACAGUGUCAGAUUAUCAUGGAUACGGGUGACAUGAAUAAAAAAGUGUUGACAACCACUGCGUUAGAUCUUUUAUACCAGUGGUUCUCAACCUGAGGGGCACGCCCUCCUAGGGAGGAGUGACAAUUUUGGUGGAAUGUCACCUGAGAUGUGUAUUAUCGUCAAACAUUAAAAAAUCGAUUGGAAUUACAUGGUGCCAACCAUUUCAUUAAUUUGUAUCUAUUUAAUAAUAAUAAAUCUCAAAUGAUAAUAGUAUUUUUUUCCUAAUAAAUAAAUUCAUUAAACAGUUAAAAAGAUUCAUUGGACAUUCAUUGCAUGUGGUUGCAGCCACUGUUGUAGAUGGGGAAAGUUGGGAAUAUAGGAUACAGAUGGAUACAGAAUUUAAUUCUUCGCUCCACUCAGAAUAUAAAAAAACUUCAUUGAUUAUCAUUUAUAAAUCCAAUAAUCAACAUUAAAGGCAUGAUGUAUAUAAAUUUUUUGUAACAUAAUUCAAUUAUUAUGGUAUGGAGGGGUGUGUCAUAAGAUCAUAAAAUCAUAAAAUAGUAUGAAAUUGGGCUUAUACCUCAAAAGAUUAAGAACCCUUGCUUUAUAUAGUAUUUUAUGAAUUUCUGGAAACAAGGGAAAAACACAACUAAUUUUAUGUCACUCAAAUUUUUUUUUUCAUCUGCUAUUAUUUAUCAUAAUAUACAGUAUACAAAUUAAAUUACCAAAUAUAUACCUUUUUAAUUAUCCACCUAUAACCGAUGGCAUAUUUAGGUUUUCUUCGCUUAUAGGUACUAACCAAUUCGCCUCUUUUUCCUCUCCAUCAUUCCUAUAAUUAUUGAUAAAAUAUAAUUUUAAGAGUUAAAAUUUAUUAUUAUUAUUACUUUUUUUUAUGGAAAUAUAUACAGGUAUAUAUAUAAUAAAUAUAUAUAGGUAUCUUUUAAAAAUAAAAGAUACAUUGUAAAUGAAAAUUAAAUUUUAUGCAAUAUCUUGUUUUAAUUUAGUUUACUCUAAUUUACAAUUUAAUUGUGCUUAAAAUUAUAUAUUUUAGAUUCAUAGUAAUGUAGAGGAUGUAUUGAUUGGUUUUACAAUGAUUUUUAAUUUUAAUUUUUUUUUUUGUGAACAACUUUUUUACCAAAAAUCUUAUUCAGAUUUUCAAUUAAACCAUUUAUUUCACACAUCAUUUUUUUGUCACCCUUAUUUUUGGACUUCCUUUUUUGAUUUAAAAUAGUAAAGAAAUAUUAGUUUAAAUAAAUUUUGUUAUUGAAAUUUUUGAUUUCCGUCAACAACAGAUGAGAUAGUACACUUUUGAUAUUUGGUCUGGGGAUUGUUUUAAUAAUGUUUUUAUUGUUGUGUUCUAUCACUGGAUGGUCUCUAGUUUUAUGAAAAAUAGUUUUUGUGAUUUUGUAAACAAAAAUUUAAUGCUCCCUAAUUGUUACCGCUCUAGACCCGUUUCUGUAGACUAUGGAGUAUAGGGACUGUGCCUAUAUACGCCUCUGCCUACAACAAUGGUCUAUCAAUGAGGCGAAAUAUGUCUAAAUAAAUAGUUUUUCUUAUUUUCUACUAGGUUUCUGCUACCCUUCCUCCCAUAUCAAUGCAUUUAGACAUUUUGAACUGAGAGACAAAAUUUUUACAAUCAUGUAAACAACAUUAUUUAAUGUUAAUAUUAUAUUUAUGUUUAGUUGUACGACGAAAAACCAUUUAUGAAUAUCAUAGAGUGUCUUUUAAUGAGGAUGAAGUAGCAAAUGAAACUGUUAUAAUUUUAACUGCAUUACAAACAUGUCUGGAGAAAAAAAAUUGUUCCAGUUGUAUUAAAAAAGAUACUAAUUUCCAAGUAAUAUUAUAUUACAGCUAUGAUUAAAAAUAAUAAUUAAAAAUAUAAGGUUUUUUACUAUAUUUACUUGGUUUAAUUAAAUAUUAUUAAUUAUGCAUUACCUAGAAUUUAUAUUGUACAAGUUUUGUUAAAUAAUAAGUUUUAAUUAUUGUGUGUUAGUGUUUCUGGUGUGAUAACCGUUGUUCUAACGGAAUAGAUCGUAAUCGUCAAGAUUGGCACAAGAAAGAUUGUGAGAAAUUGAAGCUUAUAAAUGAAGAUAUGUGUACAACUGGAAUAACAACAUUCGCACCUCCAAUUGAUAAUUAUAGUGUGGAAUCUGUUAAAUCUGAAUCUCGUAAUAAACCUUUAUAUACUAAGUAUUAUUAUUAGUUAAAUUAAUAGUAUAUUUUUGUUGUUUAGAUACAAGUUCUUCAUCUUCUAGUACGAGUUUGUUCUUCAUUGCAUUGUGUGUUUCAUUAAUGAUAAUGUCAUUAGUUUGGAUAUUGUAUGCCUAUUUAAAUCCACAUACACGAUCUGGACAAAUGCUAAUUAAAGUAUUAAAAUUUUAAUUUAUAAGUUGUAGUAUACAGUGUUUUUUUUAAUAUUAACACUCAUUAUUUCAGGAGUUUUAUUGGCAUUUUCUUUAUGUUAAAUUAAUAAAACAUUCAAAUUUUAUAUUGUAAUUUUCAAACUAUUACUAAUUUAUUAAUUUAAAUUAGUAGAGAUUUAGAUGAAAUAAAUGUUGAUGCAAACGUUUCCAUUUACAUGGCGAGAUAUCUUACUAAUAAGUAUAUAAUUUUUUUUUUUUUUUUGAUAGUGUAAGAGUAGUGAAGCAUUAAUUAUCUGAUUGCUGCUCCGCUACUCAUCUAUAUCAGCAAAAUAAUGAAAAUUUUCAUGUAACACAUUGUCAAAUUAAACAUUUCAACAUCAAAUUGUAUUUCAACUAAAACUAUGGACAUUUUUAAUGUAGGCUGCCAAUUAAAACAUACUGGUAUACGUUAAUACUUCUUGAAGUAAUGAAUUUUUAGUGGUAAAAAAUGUAUCCUGUGUUGUUGAUUAACAACAUAUUAUAUGCUUCUAAAAGUUAUACUAUGUAAAGUGACUGCUUCAUAAAUUAAAAUAAAUACGUAGAUUUUUUUAAAUGGUUAGUCUUCAGAUUGGUGUAGUUGUAAGUUCUGAACUUGAAGACUUUUUUUCCAUUUUUAGUUUGGACCUACCUCCAGUUAUAACUAAUUUAUUUGUAUUUUGUUUUAGUAUCGACCAAAUCAAUGGGGUUGGAGAAAAGGAGAAGCUCGCUAUACAGCUGCUACUAUUCAUAUGUGAAAUGAAAUGUUGACUGAUAUUAAAACAACGAAAAGGUUGUAUCAUUGAUAAAUAACUUAUUUUAACAUGCAUUUUUUUUUAAAUAUUUACAGCAUUGAAGUUUGCUGAUUGAAGUCUAUGUUUGUAAUGCUUAAUUGACAACAAAAUAUAUUCAUAAUAGGUGAUUUUUUUUUUUUUUUUGAAGAACUUAUUUUUUAGAUAUGAAUUUUAUUACUUGAACAAAUAAUUGAUCUAAUGAUACACUUAUACAAACACACCACACACACACAUACAUACAUAUAUAUAUAUAUAUAUAUAUAUAUAUAUAUAUGUAUAUGUAUAUGUAUAUGUUUUUAUGAUGUGCAUAUGACUAGCUGCGUAUCUUAUGUUAUCUUAUAACUUUAAUAGACUAACCUUUCAUUACUAAACUAUACAAUUUAUUAUAUGUACCUAUAUUUAUACGAGAAGAUUUAUAGGUAUAAUAUAAUAGUUAUGAAUUGGAACUUUUAUAUUAUCUUACAUUUCAAAAACUGUUAUCAUUUGACAAUAAGAAAAAAAAAUAACAAUUUGAUAUAUUAAUUUUUUACAUAUUAUAAACUUAUAUUCAAUCAGUUUAUAAUAUUACCUACUGUAUAGAUAAAUAUUUUUUUUAGUGGUGUUUAUAAACAGAAAUAUGUUUAAUAGUUUUCCAUAUAAAAUGUUUAAAUACAAAUUUUUUAGCUAAAUAUUUAUUUUAUAUGGUUAAUUAAUUUAAAAUUAAAAAUGGUGUACUUACUUUUUUCCAAAUAUUUACUAUUAUGUAGAAGCUCAAUAUGUUUUUAUUAUGGCAUUUUUAAUGGUUGUUGUUCAGUAUACAAUCUAUAAACUAAUUUAUGUUUUCACCUUGAAUAUCAAAACUAUGGUAUAUUUUUAUAAGUUUUACUUAAAAAUUACCGUUUUACUAUAUUAAUUAACAUUUAUUAUUUUGUUUAGCCAGUUCUUUUUACUCUAUUAGGAUAGAAAUGUUUAAACUAUGAAUGUUAAUGUGAACAAAUUAAUGUAAAUACUAGAAAAUACAAAACGAACCAAUGUAAAUAGUCAGGUCAAACAUGAAUGUAUGUAUUCAUUCAUGUUUGUAUUCGUUUUCUCUAAAAACAGUAAAUGUGUGAAUAAUAAAUGAAAUUUUUUUAUAUGCAUGAUGUACUUAUUGGACAAAAAAAUGAAUAGUGUAAAUAGUACCAUUAAAUGUUAACUGAAUUCUAUUUAGAAUUUGUUUGGAUAUGUUCACCUAUAGUCUAAACAUACCUCAAGUCUAUUCCUAACAGCUUUAAAAACUGGUUGUGUUUGCAUAUCUUUCUUCCCCUUCCCUACAUGAAACAUAUGACCAUUGAUGAUGAAUGAAAUCUAUUAGUUAUCAAUCACAACUUAAUUUUCAUUGAAAGUUUGUUUUGAGUGUCUAUAAUUACUAUUAGUUUUCAUAUCAUAUUUUAACUGUUUAAAAUUCAUAAAAAUGGCUUUAUUUUGUAUUUAACUUAUACACAAAAUUCUUUUAAAGUAUACGAUUUUUGGAAAAAAUAUAAUUCAUAAUAAUGUAUUAGAAUUUGGACAUUGUUACAUGUAUGAACAACAAAUUAUCUACUAUUAUAUAUACUUCUAUUAUUACUAAAUAAAACAAACUUAAAAAUAGAAGUAAAAUAAACAUAUUAACAUAAAAAAGAGAAAAAAAAUUGUUUGUUCCCAGAAAUAAAUAAUCAAGGUCAAAAAAAGAAUCUGUAAUAGCACAAUAUUAGAAGUGUAUAAUUUUAUUUAGUAUAAGAAUAGUAUGUAGGUAGCAUACUGAACAACAGCCUUAACAUAUUUACUGACUGGAUGUAGGCAUAUGGUUAUAUUAGGCAUUUAUUAAAAAUUAUUAGGCAAAUUGUACACACAUUAAUAAUUAUAGUUUUAAUAUCAAUCUACUAUUUAUUUAGAAAGAAAGAAAUAUUCUUUAAAAAAGAGUCCAGAAUUAUAUGCAUUUAAGAAGUAUACAUAUAUUAUUACACAUAUGUAAUUAUAUUACUUUUUAUUAUCAAAAAUGAUUUUUAACAAAAACCUACUAUUUGUACACUGAGAAUCAGUGGAUUCUCAGUGUACUGGACUUUUUGUUUGCCGAAUAAUUGCUCAAUUAAUUAUAAUCCCGAGUUCAUACUUUGAACUUUAAAGUACGGUUUUGUUUCUGCAGUCGACUGCAGACCACUGGUCUAAACACCAGUCACUACAGUCAACUGCACACAGCAUGUGCGACUGUUGCAGCAGAUGACACUCGUAGUGACUGCUGCAUUCGACUUCAAAAAUGAAAUCAUACCUUAACUAGCUAAUUUACUUAUUGUAUUUUACCUUAUAAAGAUCCUUUAAUUUUUUGAUUUUAUAAUUAUAAUGUGUUCAAUAUGUAAUAAUUCUUUGUGCAAAACACUAUUUUAUACAUAAUUAACUCAUAUUGGACAUUUAGUAAAAACUAAACAUAAACUAAUUUCAAAUUUAAUCAAUUAAUAAAUUAUAUGUGCUUAGGUAUUUAGUUUAAUGUCUAAUUUAACCUUGUGCCUAUGACAAUAGAUAUAUUUAUAAUAAUUUAUUAUAAUGUGAAAUUAAUAUGGUUAAGCACAUUAAAUAUUGUACUUACAUGUACCAAUUUUUAUUUUUUAACUCAAGUAUAAAUUGAAAUAGUGAUCUUUAUAUCAUUGUUCUAAAAUUAAGUUUAUUGUUUUUGUACUGUUAAUCUUAUGAAAUAACAUAAUUUGUGACAUUGUACUUAUAUUUUAGUCUUAAUUUUUUAUUUUAUUAAUAACAAAAUAAUAUAUUUACAUGUUAAAUCACAUUGGGUAUCAAAUAAUUUACAUUACACUUUUGAUGCUUAUCAGCCAAUUUAUGUCAACAAUAAAAAAUUUGUUUAAAAUUAAAAUAACAUUUAAUUUACUAUGUUCUAAUAAUUUCUUAAUGUAUUAACGAGCUUUAUUUGAAUAAGUGUUGAAAAAUUAAUGUUUAUAUUUGUAUGUUUUAGAAUCUAUUUCUGAUAUUUUUUUAAUUAAAUAAAAUCUUUAUAUUCUUUAUUACCUUAAAUAUUUUCACAAAGUGGAAUAUUGGAUUUAUUUUAUAAUUUCAAAUUAAAAAAUGUUAAUAACUAUUUAUGUUGGUAAAUGUUAUAUUUUAUAAUUGUAUAUUAAGUUUUUAUGGUUUAGGGAAUUGGCAAUAAUUUUAAAACUACUAAGUACCAAAUUUAUUUUUCAAUAUAACACUGUUAUGAUUAUUACAUACAAUGAUCAUAGUUUUAUGUAAAUUGUU
This is a messenger RNA of Cinara cedri, 11550 nucleotides long. The record is from the annotation of a GenBank genome assembly. Lineage: Eukaryota; Metazoa; Arthropoda; Insecta; Hemiptera; Aphididae.